Molecule: messenger RNA, 2407 nt
Organism: Aspergillus neoniger CBS 115656
Lineage: Eukaryota; Fungi; Ascomycota; Eurotiomycetes; Eurotiales; Aspergillaceae
Product: UDP-Glycosyltransferase/glycogen phosphorylase
Exons: 14
Coding region: 1-2337 (778 amino acids)
Biological process (GO): carbohydrate metabolic process
Molecular function (GO): hexosyltransferase activity
Source: RefSeq, a predicted model, not a curated record
AUGUCCGAUAAUAAAGAAACCAAGCUUGUGGAGGAUUAUAGUAGACAUGACGAGUGUUUCGAAGAUCCUCCGCCUGCACACUCAUCAGCGCGCAAUUCGUGUGUAUCCUCCGAAAUCUCGCUCUUCACGAUUGAGCCGGACUUUGCUUUCAAAUUCACGAACGAUUCUCGCGACUUAGAAAACUACUGUGCUGCUGCUGAAGACGAGAAAUUUAGUCUCAACCCAGACCUUGCAGCACGGACAUCUGCUUUCAUUCAGGCCUUUAUGCGACCAAAAGCGCAGGCACGAUUAGUGAGCGUGGGCUUGGACGAAAAGGAGCCUCAACAUACUGGGCAGAUUAACCAGACACGGGAGAAUGUCACGCCUCCACCUUUGGACAUUGUGCUGAUGGUUGUUGAAGAGAGUAUAAGACCUUUUAUAGCUGUGGCAAAGCAACUUUCAAGAGACUCGCAUCGAGUUCGAAUUGCUGCGGCUGCAUCUUGCGAAUACUUGGUCAGAAGUCAGGGUCUUGAUUUCUUCGCCAUAACUUAUGACCAUGAGCUACCCCUAUCCAUGCAUAACAUGGGUGAUGCCCAUCCUUCAGAUGAGGCUCAGGCUCGGCUUCAAUAUAUGAGGAGAGGGGACCGCCGACCGUUUCUAGCAGACGCGAUCAUUGCAAAUCCUAUGGCUCGUGCCCACAUCCACUGUGCUGAACGACUUUCAAUCCCUCUUCAUAUCAUGUCCGCCUUGCCUCAAACCCCGACAAGAGCAUUUGCACAUCCACAUGCCCGGAUAAACCCAUACGAUGGCGUCGACCAAUCUACUUCAAACGUGCUUUCUUAUGCGUUAGUUGAGGAAUCGACGUGGAAUGUGCUAACAUGUAGUUCAUUACUUUCGGACAGUAUACUCAAGCCCAUCAACAAAUUUCGACAACAGAUUCUGGGCUUGAUGAGAAUAUCUCCGGUUACAGCGGCAAGGCUCAUGGCUGAUCACGAACUUCCUCACACGUAUUUCUGUUCAAAGGUUUUAGUUCCGCGGCCAAAUGACUGGAGUAGUAACCACGGUAGGUCUUAUUGCUGCUAUAGACCCUUGAAGACUAGCAUGAAGGACAUAUACCGUCUGGUGCUGAUAAUCCAAGAUGCUAUUUUGAAGAAGGGAUACCGUGUCCUACUUUCCAGGGACUGUAGACGCCUUGGUGAGCUAUUGAACAGUACCAACGUGCUCAUCAUUGAGUCUGUUCCGCUUGAGUGGUUACUUCCGAGAGUGGCUGUUGUAAUACACAAUGGAAGCCCAUCCAGCACACAAUUGGCUCUACAGUACGGAAAGCCAAGUGUGAUCAUCGCCACAACAGAAAAUCAUCUGUCAACUGCACAUACAAUUGCCAAAAUCGGAGCCGGCGCUUCGCCACUGAUGAGCAGAACGCUUACCUCUGAAGGCCUGGCGCAGGCAAUAGCAUUUGGUCUCCGUACAGAUGUUCAACAGUCAACUCAAGCCAUUAAGCGACAAGUGGAUGAAGAGGCAGGACUCGAAAAUGCUAUUCGAUCCUUUUAUCGCUCUUUGCCUUCUCAAGUACAGACAUGCGGUAUCACUAAACACGAUCUAGCCAUGUACCAGAUUUGGAACAGGCCAUCGCUCGUGAUAUCAACCGAGGCAGCUGCAGUUCUAGUACAGGAGAGCCGGAUCAAAAUCACUGAUAUCGUGCUGAUCAACCGUUGCAUCUACAAAUUACAAGCCGAGAGCUCCGCCUCUUAUGAUGGUACAGCUAAGGAAUACUGGAAUGGAUUCGCCAAUGCGGCAAAGGAUAUAGUAACCGCUUCGGACCUUGUUAGCAUGAUUUCAGGUCGUCAAAAGGAGAGCUCGACAGACGAGGAGAGGAAAGUUAAACGGAGUGUCGCUCGUGAUGUUGGUGUUAGGACCGCAAAAUUCUUUGGACACAUUGCCUUGUUGCCAUUCACGAUGAACACCGUCACAUACGGAGUCAAAAGCGUCAAGAAGCACCAGGCACAAGGCGAGAAACGUGAAGACACGGAUAUCGCGGCGACUUAUGAUAUCGCUGGCGAUGAUGAAUGUGAUGCAGCUGCUUCCAAAUAUCCUGGCUUUGGCCCUUCGCGAGAAGGGGCGGAUCCAACAAAACAGGCAUGGCAGAGAGGAUCCUCGCAGAUUGGCAUCACGGCAGAUGCUGAGACUAGGACAGGUUCAAGCGCGACCCCGACAGCGAACCAAAUACAGCUCAAGAAUGAGGAGCACGUUGAAGCUAUUUGCCGGCGACAUCUGGACCGUGGUUUUAAGAGUCCUAAGGUAGCUGAUACAGCAUUCAGAGAGAGGGUUCUUUCUGCCUUUGAAAACGGAGUCAUGUAAAUGAACUAGGCUUUAUCCAUAAUGGAAAUUUAUACCACCCAAGCCUUACUGAGAUAGCAACCGCAAAGAG